Phytophthora sojae is the source of this 1410-nucleotide messenger RNA. RefSeq lists its product as hypothetical. The record is from RefSeq and is a predicted model, not a curated record. NCBI's taxonomy places the organism in Eukaryota, Oomycota, Peronosporomycetes, Peronosporales, Peronosporaceae. The transcript is spliced from 2 exons. Bases 1 to 1410 code for a protein of 469 amino acids.
AUGCCCUCGUCCAAGGUGAGCUUCCCGCUGCCGAAAAACUACUUCGGCCACGUUCAGGUCACGUCUGCGCAGAGGAUCGAGUACGAGUCGCUAAUACAGCGGAGACUCGACGCGCUGCUGGAGGACGAACGCCACUACAUUGAGCGGAGGGCGAACAAACUGCCGUGUCUCCCACCCGCAGACUGGAAGUACGUGCGGUCGUACGAUGAGCUGAAAAUCUACAGGUGGAGACGGCGCGGUCGCUCGCUGGAGGAAGUUGCGGCCGAGGAGGACUUCCCUGAGGCGGUGCAGGCCGUACAUGACAGACAACCGAGCAUUGUCGCCACGGGCAGCAUUGCAGGCACUGUGGAGAACCUGUUCUAUGGGCUAUCGGACACCAACUACGAGGAGAUGCGGGCCACGACGUCCUUCUUGGACGCAGGCACGGACUCGGCUAUCCUCCGGAUCUUCGAGCUGGCCACACCGGAAGACCCGCUGCAUUUCUUCGGACUCAAGUGGCUGUACAAUGCCUCGGCUCCGAUCAUCGAGGCGCGCGACGUUUGCUACCUCCAGGCCAUGGUGGACAUCCCCGAGUGUCCGCCAUUCGAUCACUCGGCCAAAGUCCUGCGUGGCAAGCUCUUCUUCUCCUGCAUAUUCCGUGACACUGCUCCAGGGGUAGUUAACGUUGUGCUUCGAGGCGUCUUCGAUACUUCUGGUGAGUUACGGGGACUGUCGAUUCCCUACGCUUCGCUGAUACCCUACGCCACCGCAGCGUUCGUCGGAGGAUUGACUAAAGCUGUGAGCUGUGCCGAGGCCAAGAAGCUCACGCUGUUGGCUCGAUAUAAUGCCGUUUCCGGCAAGAAUCGCGACGCGUUGAACGUGGACGAGGACAAUCCGAAGCACGGCUUGUGCUCUGUUUGCAUUAGGCGCGUGGGGACGGGCUUGCUCUCGUGUGUGAAGCUUCGGUGGUGUCGGAUCUGUGGCAUCGCAGUGUGCUCCAAGUGCCGCGUUAAGGGCAAGCGCGUCUUCCUGGGCAACAACAAGCCGCACACGCCCUGCGUGUGCUGCCCGAACUGCGCGCAGGAGGCUCGACACAUGACCGGCAUGCCGGAGUACGCAGUGGUGGCUGAUUACUUUAUGGAGUCAUUUUGGGAUACUGCGCCUCUAGCUGAAGACGCGACGCUGCUGAGCUCUCCGUUGCAAUGGGAGGGGCCCGUGAAGGAGUCUGUCGCUGUGUUCACCGACUGGAAGGAGCAUCGACCAGGUCUCUUGGCGGCUGAGAACUGGAACUCGUCCCUGAAUCCGACGACGACACUAACAGAUUCCGAUUCACCUCGAGCUCGGAUGAAGCGGAUAGUUACUACGUAUUCUAUAGCCCUGUGUCGUCCAGCAUGCAAAAUCGAAUUUCGGGUUGAGCAGCAACGAUGGUAG